GCUUCCACUUUUCUCAGACCACAGAUUUAUGAACUUCAUUAGAUUACCUUACACUACCUUACACUCUUAUAAUAAACAAAUAGACAAGAUAUUGUCUUCUAUACAUAUUCAGUGAAUGCUAACGACCCCACUUACUCAUCGUUACCAUAAAACAUGCUUUCCACCUCCGAGGCCUACCAGGGCUACAAGUUAGCCAACCAGGUUAAACACAAGUUGACCAGAACUGCCAGAAACCCUAACGCGGAUUUGAGGGUUUUGGUUACCCAGGCCAACCUUCUUGACAGAUUGUUGGACAGUUUGUCCUCCUCGGUCUGCGACUCUUCUUCUGACGACUCCUCCGACUCUGACGUCGAGGUGGAUGUGGAAGUUGAUGCGGGCCCGUCUGUUCACUUUGAAAUUCCAGCACAACGUGAGCAAUCCACUACUGUCACUUGCUACGAAGUCGAUUCCGAUGGCGAAUCUGACUACGACUCCCAGAGUGACUACGAUGAUGACGAGUACUACGACGAUGACGAAUACUACAACGACUCCGACAUUGAAGACGACGCGGGCGAAGACUUCAACAAAGGUGUUGCUUCUUUCAACCCGUACACCUUCAGCCACCAUAUUUCCAGAGUGCUUACUCCCGUGGUGGAGGAAGAGGAAGAACAAGAACCUCAUUUGACUUACAGUUCCGGAACAGACUCCGAGUCCGAUUCUUCUGGUCAUCACAAUGAAUAUACAUACGCCAAGGACCGCUCUACCACUGACACUACACGUUCGAUCAGUGCAAACAAUAACGUCGAAAGCUUGAUGGGUAAACAGCUACACAUGCAGUCGAGUGACCACCAAAUGGUUCUUCUGAAUUCACUUAUUAUUGAAGGAUACUAAUUUCACUUCCAUGCUCACGACUUAUGACUCCUUGAUUUCACGACCCAUUAUUCCAGGAUUUUUUUAGCUUAUGAUAUCUGUCAAGCACUGGGAGUGUUUCUCCCCUUGUACAUACACUUCUUGCCUUUUGACUUACUAUGACCUUUUUACUUACGACCUAUGUUUGCCUUUUGGCCUGCUUCCAGCUGCCUUACGAUAUUUAAUCAUAUGACUAAUCCGCUAAAGCAUUUGUAAGCUUGUAUUAAUUUAGCUUUAUCAACAGUUGAUCGCCACAGUCGGUGGCUUCCAACAGAUU
This is a messenger RNA of Babjeviella inositovora NRRL Y-12698, 1165 nucleotides long. RefSeq lists its product as uncharacterized. Lineage: Eukaryota; Fungi; Ascomycota; Pichiomycetes; Serinales. Bases 154 to 870 code for a protein of 238 amino acids. The transcript has a single exon. The record is from RefSeq and is a predicted model, not a curated record.